Harmonia axyridis is the source of this 1531-nucleotide messenger RNA. RefSeq names its product coiled-coil domain-containing protein 63 (gene Ccdc114). The record is from RefSeq and is a predicted model, not a curated record. Lineage: Eukaryota; Metazoa; Arthropoda; Insecta; Coleoptera; Coccinellidae. The transcript has 10 exons. The coding region runs from base 59 to 1483 and encodes 474 amino acids.
UUGGUCGGGAAUAUUAUACCAGUUUCAAGGAAUACUUCCGUGAAGAAACCUCGUAAAGAUGCACAAAUCCAAAGGACCAAAGCAAGCAGAAGACCUCGAUAUGGACAACCUGGUAGAAUCUGAAUUGGCUAGACUCAAAAGACAGUACAGAAUCAUGGAAGGGGACCGAAAAGCCUUCUUCGAAGAGAUGAACACCAAGCUGGCCAAACAGAGAGCAAUUAUACAAACAUUGAGAAACGAAAGAAAUCAAUUAUUGGCUGAUCUGAAAGUAGCUACUAGUGCAUCUAAAAAGAGGACCAUUAGGUCACUCUCAGCGAAACUCAAUAAAAUGUAUACCAGCUACGAAACAUACAUGGAGAUAAUCGAAAAGGAAAGGCAUGAUUUGAGGGAGUUAAAUGGGCAGAUAAGAAAGUUGGAGAAAAAGAUCGAUCAAAUAAGAAGCAACGACAUAACAGAAACGCAGUUCAAGACAAGGUUACAAUCGGGCAAAAAGAGUAUAGAACUCCUAGAAAACAGACUGCAAAACUCGAUCAAGCGAUUCUGUUGUGUUCUAAGCGAGAAUAAGAAGCUAAGAGAAGACAUUGAUCAUCUUCUGAAAGAAAGAUCUAAUUUCAACACAAUAUGGCAGAGUCUUUUAGAAAAAUUGGCAGAUGGUAAAAAAUUCAUGCUCAAUAUAAUUGAGGAAGCUACAUUAGCCUACGAUACAAGAGAAGAAUGGUGUGCGAAACUUCACGCCUUAAAGAUGAGAGCAAAAAACGAAGAACUUCUGCAUACCCAGGGCCUUCGUGAAAUGCAGAGAAUAUUGGAUCACGAUGACAAACUGAAGGAUUUUCUGUCAGUUAAAGGUCAGAAAAGGAUUAUGAAAGAUCUGGAAAUAAAAGAACAAUUCAGAAGAGAAGAAAUAAUGAAGAAUGAGGCGAAACAAAUUGAAAUAUAUGAAACAACCUUAAAACAAAUACAAGUUUUCUGUGAAGAAAAAGAUAUUGAUCGUAUAGCUGCGAAGUAUUUGAAACAGGACGAAGAAAAUUUUGCCUUGUUCAACUAUGUCAAUGAGUUGCACCACGAACUGGAAUGCUUAAAUAUGGAAUUGGAUGACCUUAAGGUGAAGCUUGAAGAGCAAAGAGCAUCAAGUGAAAACGAUGCUAAAGAUAAACGUUCCAAUAUCAAGAUGAUUGACGAAUCUUUAGAAAAUAUCAAGGUGGAGGUUGAACAGGCCGAAAUGUGCUCAAAGAAAAACGAUGAAAAGCUUCAAAUAAUAAAGGAUGGAGUUUUUGAAAUGUUUAACAUUUUGGAUUGCAACCAUGUGCCAAUCUUACAACUUAUAGGUGACAAUGCAAAAAUCAAUUCCAAUAAUGUCAUGAUCUAUCUCAGUUUGAUAGAAAAGAGACUUUCCGAGCUUGUGACCUUGGCAUUUGUCACUGAUGCUACAAUUUUCACCGAAGAUGACAAGGAGUUCUUAUUGGAAUUGAAGAAUAUUUCAUGAUAAUAAAUAGUGCCAAACAUCUAGUCCCGUUCCUUUACCUUUCAUUAA